Charadrius vociferus (killdeer) is the source of this 1144-nucleotide messenger RNA. It is a transcript of the gene GMPPA, whose product is annotated as GDP-mannose pyrophosphorylase A. Lineage: Eukaryota; Metazoa; Chordata; Aves; Charadriiformes; Charadriidae. Gene Ontology annotation, cellular component: cytoplasm. The record is from RefSeq and is a predicted model, not a curated record. Bases 8 to 1144 code for a protein of 378 amino acids. The transcript is spliced from 11 exons. Gene Ontology annotation, molecular function: transferase activity. Gene Ontology annotation, biological process: biosynthetic process.
GCCCGGCAUGAAGGAGAUCCUGCUGAUGGGCUUCUACCAGCCCCACGAAGCCCUCAGCCGCUUCCUGGUGUCGGCGCAGCAGGAGUUCAAGAUCCCCAUCAGGUAUCUCCAGGAGUAUGCGGCGCUGGGCACGGGUGGUGGCAUCUAUCACUUCCGAGACCAGAUCCUGUCGGGUGGUGCCGAGGCCUUCUUUGUCCUCAACGCAGACGUGUGCUCGGAGUUCCCCUUGCAGGAGAUGCUGGAGUUUCGGCAGCAGCAUGGGGAUGCGCACAGCUUUGUCAUUCUGGGUACCACAGCCAACAGGACACAGGCACUGAAUUAUGGCUGUAUUGUGGCAAACACGGACACGCAGGAGGUCCAGCACUACGUGGAGAAGCCCAGCACAUUUGUCAGUGAGAUAAUCAACUGUGGUAUCUACCUGUUCACACCUGCCAUCUUCCAGCACAUCGGCGAGGUCUUCCAGAGGAACCAGCAGGAGCUAGUGCUCUGUCCUUACCUUGGAGAGGAGAGCUCCAACGGUUGGCAGCGUGCAGAAGUGAUCCGGCUAGAGCAGGACGUUUUCACGGCGCUGGCUGGGAGCGGCAAACUCUAUGUCUACAAAACUGAUGGGUUCUGGAGCCAGAUCAAAUCGGCUGGCUCUGCUAUCUAUGCCAGUCGCCUUUACCUGAACCAGUACAGCAAAAGCCACCCGGAGAGGCUGGCCCAGAACAAACCUGGAGGCCCUAUUAUCCGAGGGAACGUCUACAUCCACCCGACGGCCUCCAUUGACAGCACUGCAGUGCUGGGCCCCAACGUCUCCAUUGGGGAGGGGGUGACGGUGGGAGCUGGUGUGCGUGUGCGCGAGUCCAUCGUCCUGCACGGUGCCUCACUCCACGACCACACCUGUGUCCUCAAUACCAUCGUGGGCUGGGAUAGCACCAUUGGGCGCUGGGCCCGGGUUGAAGGAACGCCCAGUGACCCCAACCCCAACGACCCCUAUGCUAAGAUUGACAGCGAGACCCUUUUCCGGGACGGGCGCCUCACGCCAUCCAUCACAAUCCUGGGCUGCAGCGUCACCAUCCCCGCUGAGGUCGUUAUUCUCAACUCCAUCGUCCUUCCUCACAAGGAACUGAGCCGCAGCUACAAGAACCAGAUUAUCCUGUGA